AUGAACAACUUGGUUCUGUCUCUUGUGCCGAAAUUCAUCAAGUUGCAAACCUUGAUAUUGCGCCAAGAGAAUCCACAGCUGAAGGACGACGCUGUCGAGACGAUUUCGAAGUUCUGUCACGAUCUGCAGGACCUGGAUCUCAGCAAAAGUUUCAAGCUUAGUGAUUGCUCGUUGUAUGCAUUGGCCCAUGGUUGUCCUAACCUUCAAAGGCUUAACAUCAGUGGCUGCACGUCAUUCAGCGACGAAGUUCUUGCGUAUCUGACUAACUUUUGUCGAAAACUAAAAGUAUUAAACCUCUGCGGAUGUGUUAAAGCUGCAACCGACCAUGCAUUGCAGGCUAUUGGACGAAACUGCAAUAUGUUGCAAUCUUCAAACCUGGGUUGGUGUGACAAUGUUGGUGAUCACGGAGUCAUGAGUUUAGCGAAUGGAUGCCCCGAUCUUAGAUGCCUGGACUUGUGCGGUUACAUUCGCAUAACAGAUGAUAGCGUGAUUGCUUUAGCAAAUGAGUGUGUCCAUCUGAGGUCCCUCGGACUGUACUAUUGCCGUAACAUCACGGACAGGGCGAUAUACUCGCUGGCUCAAAGCCGAAUGAAGAACAAGUGUUUGACGUGGGAGUCGAUGAAAGGUAGAUACGACGAUGAAGAUGGCCUGAAAAGUCCGAAUAUAAGCCAGUGUACGGCCUUGACUACUUCGGCUGUCCAGGCAUUAUGCGAUACGUUCCCUGCACUUCAUACCUGCUCAGGAAGGCAUUCCCUUGUCAUGAGCGGCUGCCUGAACUUAACGUCCGUGCAUUGUGCUUGUGCCGUUCAAGCUCAUCGGACGUUCAACAAAAGAGCCUCAACAUCGGCAUCCCGAUGUGGCAGAGAAAGGGAGGAGGAGGAGGAGGCAGCCACCUCCACAAAAGGGUCCAUCAGUGGCAGCCUGAACGCCACCUCUAAGCCUCCUGUUCGGAGGAAAACACGGCAAUGCAAACAUAAAGGGAUGCUUCAGGUUUUUCAGCAAGUGGCGAGACAUAAGCAACAACAUGAUCUUAUUCAAUGUUGGAAAUUCAGGAUUAAUGUACAUGACAUUGUCGACGACACCGCAUGA
Messenger RNA from Hibiscus syriacus, 1089 nucleotides. Its product is annotated as F-box protein SKP2A-like. Gene Ontology annotation, biological process: SCF-dependent proteasomal ubiquitin-dependent protein catabolic process. The coding region runs from base 1 to 1089 and encodes 362 amino acids. Gene Ontology annotation, cellular component: SCF ubiquitin ligase complex. The transcript is spliced from 5 exons. The record is from RefSeq and is a predicted model, not a curated record. NCBI's taxonomy places the organism in Eukaryota, Viridiplantae, Streptophyta, Magnoliopsida, Malvales, Malvaceae.